UUGUAGUGGGAGGACACCUCCAGAGGAGCUGCUGUUCAUUGAGCUACACUCACACAUGAAGAUACAGACUUUGUGAAGAAGGAAUUGGCAACACUGAAACCUCCAGAACAAAGGCUGUCACUAAGGUCCCACUGCCUUGAUGGAUUAUACACUUGACCCCAGCAUGACAACAAUGACUGACUACUACUACCCUGAUAGCCUCUCAAGCCCCUGUGAUGGGGAACUUAUCCAGAGAAAAGACAAGUUGCUCCUCGCUGUCUUUUAUUGCCUCCUGUUUGUAUUCAGUCUUCUGGGAAACAGCCUGGUCAUCCUGGUCCUUGUGGUCUGCAAGAAGCUGAGGAACAUCACAGACAUAUACCUCUUGAACCUGGCCCUGUCUGACCUGCUUUUUGUCUUCUCCUUCCCCUUUCAGACCUACUAUCAGCUGGAUCAGUGGGUGUUUGGGACUGUAAUGUGCAAAGUGGUGUCUGGCUUUUAUUACAUUGGCUUUUACAGCAGCAUGUUUUUCAUCACCCUCAUGAGUGUGGACAGGUACCUGGCUGUUGUACAUGCUGUGUAUGCCAUAAAAGUGAGGACGAUCAGGAUGGGCACAACCCUGAGCCUGGCAGUAUGGCUAACUGCCAUUAUGGCUACCAUCCCAUUGCUAGUGUUUUACCAAGUGGCCUCUGAAGAUGGUGUUCUACAGUGUUAUUCAUUUUACAAUCAACAGACUUUGAAGUGGAAGAUCAUCACCAACUUUGAAAUGAACAUUUUAGGCUUGUUGAUCCCAUUCACCAUCUUUAUGUUCUGCUACAUUAAAAUCCUGCACCAGCUGAAGAGGUGUCAAAACCACAAUAAGACCAAGGCCAUCAGGUUGGUGCUCAUUGUGGUCACUGCAUCUUUACUUUUCUGGGUCCCAUUCAACGUGGUUAUUUUCCUCACUUCCUUGCACAGUAUGCACAUCUUGGAUGGAUGUAGCAUAAGCCAACAGCUGAAUUAUGCCACCCAUGUCACAGAAAUCAUUUCCUUUACUCACUGCUGUGUGAACCCUGUUAUCUAUGCUUUUGUAGGGGAGAAGUUCAAGAAACACCUCUCAGAAAUAUUUCAGAAAAGUUGCAGCCAUAUCUUCAUCUACCUAGGAAGACAAAUGCCUAGGGAGAGCUGUGAAAAGUCAUCAUCCUGCCAGCAGCACUCCUUCCGUUCCUCCAGCAUAGACUACAUUUUGUGAGGAUCAAUGAAGACUAAAUACAAACAUAUUUUCUUGAAUGGCAUGCUAGUAGCAGUGAGCAGAGGUGUGGGUGUGAAAGGUUUCCAAAAAAAGUUCAGCAUGAAGAAUGCCAUAUAUGUUGUUGCCAACACUUGGAAGACAAUGACUAAAGACAUUGUUGUGCAUGCCUGGCACAACCUCAAGCCUGUGAUUGUGUUUAUUGAUGAUGCUGAACAAGCGGUAACUUUAAAGGAUUCUGUGUGCCAAGUGAAAAGAAAAGAUGUCUAACCUCCUUACAUACGCAGAAAUAUACCUCCAGAGCCUGUCGGUAGGCUGGAAGAAGUGGAUAUUGAAGUUUUGACAUCAAUGAUGAGGCUCCAGUUGUCUACUCAUUGACUGAUGGUGAAACAGCUGAAGUGAUUCUGAAUCAAGGUGAUUGUGAUUAUAGUGACAAUGAAGAUGAUGCUGUUAAUACUGCAAAAAAAGUGCCUGUCGAUGACGUGGUGAAAAUAUUUGACAGGCUUAUGGAAGGACUAGAGCAGCAUGCAUUCAUAACAGUAAAAGAAAUUAUAUCAGCUUAUAAAAUCAAACAGAGACUUCUAGACAAAAACCAUUGUUGAUGAGGCAGAUGUCUCUAGAGGAGAUGUUUAAAAGCCAUCAAACAGAAUGCCUUCCCUGGAGGACCCACUUCCUCAUCCCUAAACUGUGUCUGAUGUUUCUUCUCAUGUCAGAAGUAAAAAAUAAAAAUAAAAUAAAAUAUAUUGGUAUGUAACUACAGGAAAAAAUAAAAAAUAUACAGUGGACAGUAACCUUUCAAUAAAAACUCAGUAUCAUAAGUAGAGACUGAAAGCUUACCGUUAUUGGUUGUUGUUAUUGUUUAACAGCUGAUACAGAUAUUCUGCUGAUGCUACUGCUACUUAGUUCCCAUGAACACGUUGUUUUUCCACUAUUAAUGGUGUGUCAUAUUUUUUACUUUUAAGUACUUACGUGUGAGUAAGUGUAAGAAAAUGACUGCUUAUCAGUAGUAUCAAUGAUUUACUCAAUAUCUGAAUCACCUUGAUUCAGAACCAUUUCAGCUGUUUCACCAUCAGUCAAUGAAUAUCAUCCUCAUUAUUGAUGUCAAAAACUUCAAUAUCCACUUCUUUCAGCCUACUGCAGACUCUGGAAGUAUAUUUUUUUGCAUAUGUAAGGAGGUCAGACCUUUUAUUUUCACUUAACAUGCAGAAUCCUUCAAAGUUACCACUAGUUCAACAUCAUCAGUAGACACAAUCACAGGGCAGAGGUUGUGCCAGGCAUGCACAACUACAUCUUUAGUUGUUGUGUUUCAAGUAUUGGCAACAACAUAUAUGGCAUACAUCAGAUAAGUUCAGAGUCAGGAAAGAUGAUGGUGCCAAACCACCACAAAUAUUCUAUUUGUGGGUGGCUGAGACAGUGACGUCUUUGCUUUCUGAUGAUUCAACAUACACAAACUUUGUUGCAUGCACAAAAUUAUUAAAAAUUUUGGCUGGGCCCGGUGGCUCACCCCUGUAAUCCCAGCACUUUGGGAGACCAAGGCAGGCAGAUCACUUGAGGUCAGGAGUUCAAGACCAACCUGGUCAAUAUGGCGAAAUUCCAUCUCUACUAAAAAUACAAAAAUUAGCCUUUCUGCCUGUAAAUGCCACCGAAGAAGCACCGUUAGAGUCUCUCUUCUCACUGCCAUCAUGUCUAAGUCAGAGUCUCCUGAAGAACCCGAACAGCUGAGGAAGCUCUUCAUUGGAGGGUUGAGCUUUGAAACAACCAAUGAGAGUCUGAGGAGCCAUUUUAAGCAAUGGAGAACACUCACAGACUGUGUGGUAAUGAGAGAUCCAAACACCAAGCGCUCCAGGGGCUGUGGGUUUGUCGUAUAUGCCACUGUGGAGGAGGUGGAUGCAGCCAUGAAUGCAAGGCCACGUAAGGUAGAUGGAAGAACUGUGAAACCAAAGAGAGCUGUCUCAAGAGAAGAUUCUCAAAGACCAGGUGCCCACUUAACUGUGAAAAAGAUAUUUGUUGGUGGCAUUAAAGAAGACACUGAAGAACAUCACCUAAGAGAUUAUUUUGAACAGUAUGGGAAAAUUGAAGUGAUU
This is a messenger RNA of Rhinopithecus roxellana (golden snub-nosed monkey), 3288 nucleotides long. It is a transcript of the gene CCR8, whose product is annotated as C-C motif chemokine receptor 8. The transcript has 2 exons. Gene Ontology annotation, molecular function: C-C chemokine receptor activity. NCBI's taxonomy places the organism in Eukaryota, Metazoa, Chordata, Mammalia, Primates, Cercopithecidae. Gene Ontology annotation, biological process: chemotaxis; positive regulation of cytosolic calcium ion concentration; G protein-coupled receptor signaling pathway. Gene Ontology annotation, cellular component: membrane. The coding region runs from base 140 to 1207 and encodes 355 amino acids. The record is from RefSeq and is a predicted model, not a curated record.